AUGUCAAACGCUGCACUUAUGGGAUCUCGUAUCGAUGACGUGACACCUUCGUAUUAUGUCGAGCAUUUGGCCACGUUCGCUGUUGGACGCCAAUUUGGGCUCACAUUCCCUGCUGAUGGUAUUCGCAAGCUCAAACAAAUGGAAAAGAAUUCAGCCAUCUGGGCUCAACCGUUGGUGCUCAGGUUCCGACAGAAUGGUGUCACUGUAGAGGAUGAAAACGGGGACCUAGUCGAGCAGUUUCCACUGAAUUUGAUAGAACAACCAACGGCACAUGUGUCUAGUGAUCCUCGUGACACCUACAACAAUAUCUUAUUAUUCAUAGUUCGCGAAGAUACACGUAAUAAGAGAUCGGCCACACCUACCGAGAUGCACAUCUUCCAGUGCAAUCGAGUGGCUGCAACCGAAGUCGCCGACGACCUUCAGUGGUACAUUCGUGGACAAUUCAAAAAGGUCCGAAAUGGUCGACGAAAUAGCGGGCCCGGCCAACCAGUACGUCUUCCAUCAGGUGAGCCAACAAUAUAUCCUAUCAUUCACAUUGUAAUCGUCCAGAUUAGCCAGCCAUGCGUCUUUACCUUCGAAGUGAUCGAUAGUUUGGUGGCUGUGUGUCAUUAG
Molecule: messenger RNA, 612 nt
Organism: Haemonchus placei
Lineage: Eukaryota; Metazoa; Nematoda; Chromadorea; Rhabditida; Trichostrongylidae
Source: the annotation of a GenBank genome assembly